GCGAGCGUCACUUUGGAAACUCGGGAACUCACGGAUUCUCGUGCUAAACCGACGACCUCCUUUUCUCAUUACUGAAGUUCUUGUUGUCGGAUUGCAACCGUGGGACACACAGAGGAGAGAGAGAAGGGGAAGUCAGGAGGGAAGUAAGACCGGGUGAGUUUGGCGCAGACAGCUGUGUAUUAGCAGGUAAACUGGGGUCCAAGGUGCGCACUGAGCCGCCUAUGAUACCAACAACACGGAUGGAAAGAACUUUAAUGUGGAACCCUCACAGAGUUUUGCAACGGAGGCUGAGAGUAGAGACAGACUGGCAGUUUAUAUUAUAACUUAGAGGAGGCCAAAGGGACAGAUCAGACCUCAGUCAGCCGACACUACGCGCUUCACUGUAGGGAUAAACAGGAACAAGGACCCGACAGGUAGCUAGAGCUGAGCAUUUAGGAACAGGCCUUGCACCCUCUACGCACCUGGAGGCCUGUGUGUGUGUGAAGGAAGAUGUCCAGAGAAGAGCAGAGUUUAUCGGAGGUUGAGCUCAGUCCCGGGAUGUCGGACGACAGCCGCUCCCAGUCACCGGGUCACUCCUCCGGUGCGGCUGGCGGGGGGGACUCACCUCUCCACGGGCAGCAGCAGCCGCGGCAGCUGGCGGGUCUGGACGACAGGACGGGGGGCUGCUCGUCCGUCAAAUCCGACGACGAGGACGACCGCUUUCCCGCAGGGAUCCGUGACGCGGUGAGCCAGGUCCUCAACUGCUACGACUGGACCCUCGUGCCCAUGCCCGUGCGCGUGAACACCGGAAGCAAGAACAAGCCGCACGUGAAGAGACCCAUGAACGCCUUCAUGGUGUGGGCGCAGGCGGCGCGGAGGAAACUCGCCGACCAACAUCCACACCUGCACAACGCCGAGCUCAGCAAGACCCUGGGGAAGCUCUGGAGGCUUCUCAAUGAGAGCGACAAGCGACCCUUCAUUGAGGAGGCAGAGAGGCUGAGGAAGCAGCACAAAAAGGACUAUCCAGACUAUAAAUAUCAGCCACGACGCCGCAAGAAUGGAAAGCCUGGUUCUGGGUCAGGAAGUGAGGCUGAUGGACACUCGGAGGGUGAGGUCAGCCACAGCCAAUCCCACUACAAGGGGCUCCACCUGGAAGUGGUCCACAGUGGGGGAGCUCGGUCCCCUCUGGCAGAUGGUCACCACCCUCACGCUGCAGGUCAGAGUAACAGUCCUCCCACACCUCCCACCACUCCCAAGACCGAGCCUCAGUCUGGGAAGGCAGGGGAUGGAAAACGGGAGGGUGCUGCAAAUGGUGGCUCACGUAGCGCAAUGGGAGCAGAGGGAAGCUUAGGUGCUCAGGGAUCUGGGAAACCUCACAUCGACUUUGGUAAUGUGGACAUUGGUGAGAUUAGCCACGAGGUGAUGGCCAACAUGGAGCCUUUUGAUGUUAAUGAGUUUGACCAGUACCUUCCCCCCAAUGGACACCCGGGGGUUGGGCAAAUUGCUGGGGCAGGAGCAGCUGCAACAGCCUCUCCAGCCUCGCCGUACACCUACGGCAUCUCCUCAGCUCUGGCAGCGGCCAGUGGACACUCAGCAGCCUGGCUCUCCAAGCAGCAGCAGCAGCAGCUGCAGCAGCAUCACAGCUCCCCUCUGGGCUCAGAUCCCUCCAAGGCCCAGAUCAAGAGCGAGGCCGGAGGUGCUGGGGCUCACUUCGCAGAGGCAGCCUCAGGAGGUUCCCAUGUCACCUACACCUCCCUCAGCCUUCCUCACUACAGUUCUGCCUUUCCCUCAUUGGCCUCCAGGGCCCAGUUUGCUGAAUAUGCUGACCACCAGGCCUCAGGGUCAUACUACGCCCACUCCAGCCAGGCCUCUGGGUUGUACUCUGCCUUCUCUUACAUGGGGCCCUCACAGAGGCCCCUGUACACUGCCAUCACUGACCCAGCCAGCGUACCGCAGUCACACAGCCCCACGCAUUGGGACCAGCCCGUCUACACAACACUGUCGCGGCCAUGACAGACAACGAGACCAGAGGGCACUGGUGCAGGUUCAGCCCCCAUGUCAGACCCAAGGAGCAGCAGCAACAACAACAGCAGUAUUGGUGGUAUCGGCAGGGAAAGUGGUCUGGGCUGGGGGGAUUGGGCAGGCACUUGGGGAGUCGGCUGGGGAGGCAGCGGGGGAGAAACCCCAUUCUGCUCUUGCCUAGAGGCAGAAAUGCCACAUAGCUCAAAGAUGAGCUUGUAGCAUGGUGCUUUUGAAGCAUGGGUGAUUAUCUGGGGCACAGAGCAUAGUAAUCAGAGAAUUACUUUGGUGGCGCAGAGGUAAAACACCCACCCACCACCACCACCACCACCACCGCAGAGUUCCAGGUUAGAUGCCUCUGGAGCUCCACACCACACAAUUGGCUGUGUUCAUAAGUGAGAAAACACCAAGUCCCUGUCAGUUUGGUGACUCCAUGUGUAACAGAAGACGCACGUUGAAGUCCACACCCCUCUCCCACUGGCCACAAUGGGUCAGUAGCAACAGGGACCAUUGUACACACUGAGAAUUUGAAAGAUCUGAAGGUUGUGACUGAGAGGGAGCCAAAUCCAUUCUAUAUGAAAUGGAAUGAUUUUUUUGUUUUGUACCUGAAGAAUGGAGUGCUAAACUGUUUGGCUGUGGCCCAUUCACUUCUCAGGCAAGACUGACCUUUUUUAUCAAACAGAUUUUGUUGGUUUUUUUUGCUUUUGGAAAACAAUACAACAAAUACUAAUAAUAUUCUGAUGGUUUCUGAGGCACAUUUGUCCCUAUUUAAUUCAAAUGAUUAUGUGUUCACUUAAAAUGCCUUUUCUACACACAACAGAUCUGCAUGGAAGAAAAAUGCCAUACAACCAUGUUGAGGUUUUGCUAAAUGUGUAUUUCGUUGCAAUUUUCAUGAUGACUGACUAUUAUCUGGAUAGUUUAUACUAUGUACUUGACAAUGACAAAUGUAUGUAUAUUGAUGCAUUCAGAUUUGAGAUAUUUGUUAGAACAACCAAAGUUUUGAGACCAAAACUUAUAAAGAAGAAACUGAUUUUACAGAUGUUUCGCCCAACAUGACACUCAAAACUACCUUAUAUUUUGUAGCUACUUAGUUUUCUCUUAUAAAUACAGACAAUAGACAGAUAAAGACAAUUGUAUUGAUACAUGGAUAAUACAUUUUGUCAUGGUAUACAUAAUAGAAGCAUUUUCAUUGUUUUAACAAGUGACUUUAUUAAUGUUGUCAAAUGCUUUUUGCCAUUAUUAUCUCCACUGGAAGUCUGCACCACUGCCUUUUCUUUUCCUUUGUGUGUCAUUCAAAAUGUGUAUAUAGAACAAUAUUCAGUGUGAAAUGUCAGAUCUUUUGAUUGUAGCUUUACAAAAAAGCAUUUCUCAGACAGUCUCAAGGUGAGAUAUGCCAAUGCUGAGAAACAAUUGCCUGAUAUUGAGUAAGUAAAUCUUCCAGAAGAUAAUAUGUUCUAACACAGCCUAAUAUUACAUAUUUAUGCCUUGUCCUUAAUCAUACCUUCAUGCACGAGGAGCGUGCAUGAAACAACUGGUAUUUUAUGUUGAAUCUUCUUUAAUUUGUUUGUGUCUUUCCCACUUUUUUGACUAUUAGUUAAUCUGUAAUUAGUUUCAAGUCUCACUCUCAUUUCUCAUCUCUCUUUGGACUUUAUGGUUCACUGUGUCACAUGUAUUUUCUGUUCCUCAUCCCUUAACAGAAUUUUGAGUAUCUUAUGCCUGUUCCUUAUGGGUUACAUGCAAUAUGUUUGGAAUUCCCAUUACAGUUGCCAUCUGGAAAAUUGACAAAAAAGUAAAAAUAAUUUAAUUUGCUUUGUUUAAAAACAAAUAAAAAUACUUUAUUCAAAUGUUUUUCAUCACUACUGGACACAGAUGCUCACCCUAUGCAUGCAGCACUGCUUUUGUUUUAAUUCAUUUGAAGCUUAAAGCCCAUUUGUAUUUAAACACUGACCUCCAGCACAAGAUGCAGAGUUCAUAUUACAUCCUUUUUGCUAUAUGUGAAAUAUCUGUAAUAUUGCUAUGAAUUUUACAUUUCUUAUUUAAAUUUGUGUUAUGUUUGUGUGUGCUGUUAUUUGUUUCUCUCCUUUAUGAAGAAAAUGUUUGACUGUUACUGCCAUUUUAGUAUUUCACAUUUCCCAUUCUUGCAUAACUGCUGCCAGCACAGCGACACAACUUCAAAAUAACAGCAGGAGCAAAAACCUAAACAUGCAAUGAUGACUAACUGUCUUUUACUCUCACUUGAAAUAAAGCUCUAUAAUCUCUGCUUUAAAAAAA
Molecule: messenger RNA, 4269 nt
Organism: Micropterus dolomieu (smallmouth bass)
Lineage: Eukaryota; Metazoa; Chordata; Actinopteri; Centrarchiformes; Centrarchidae
Gene: sox10
Product: SRY-box transcription factor 10
Exons: 4
Coding region: 490-1992 (500 amino acids)
Biological process (GO): negative regulation of transcription by RNA polymerase II; enteric nervous system development; neural crest cell migration
Cellular component (GO): nucleus
Molecular function (GO): DNA-binding transcription factor activity, RNA polymerase II-specific; RNA polymerase II cis-regulatory region sequence-specific DNA binding
Source: RefSeq, a predicted model, not a curated record